Molecule: messenger RNA, 468 nt
Organism: Uranotaenia lowii
Lineage: Eukaryota; Metazoa; Arthropoda; Insecta; Diptera; Culicidae
Exons: 1
Coding region: 1-468 (155 amino acids)
Molecular function (GO): structural molecule activity
Source: RefSeq, a predicted model, not a curated record
AUGGCCCACUACGAACCGUUUUCGCCGGAACUGUCGUUAAUUUCGCGUCGCCACAAAUUUACGACGAUGGGCGCGUUUGUCGCAUUUGUAGAGGCAGUGCAAGUUCGCGGUUUCUAUGUGCACGCGGCACGCGCCAACACUGUGUCGGCGUUCACGAAUUUGCGUGGACCAGCUCCGUUUUCGCGGACUCAACGAUUCCCCGAGGCGGAGUACAUCAACUUGGACGCGCCAGGCAUACGUAACUACUUCGAUCAGUUGAUCAAUGCCUGCGAGUUGCCCGACCGUGCGCAGAACAUCGGCAACGGCAAUGGGCACACAUCAAACGCCGACGCGAAAAGGGCGUUUGAUACAGCCUUACAGCAUCUUCGCAACAUCGCCAAAAGCGUGCGCGCGGAGGAAUUGGUCGAGUACGGUGUGUUUGAUCGCACCUCCUUCGAAACGCACUAUAACCUUCAUUGGCAAGACUGA